This is a messenger RNA of Rosa rugosa (rugosa rose), 534 nucleotides long. RefSeq lists its product as uncharacterized. Bases 1 to 534 code for a protein of 177 amino acids. NCBI's taxonomy places the organism in Eukaryota, Viridiplantae, Streptophyta, Magnoliopsida, Rosales, Rosaceae. Gene Ontology annotation, molecular function: nucleic acid binding; RNA-DNA hybrid ribonuclease activity. The record is from RefSeq and is a predicted model, not a curated record. The transcript has a single exon.
AUGAAGUGGAAGCUUGCGGAAAAUGGCCAGUGGAAAUUGAACGUUGAUGGCAGCUAUUUGCCCAACUGUGUCAAAAGUGGUGUAGGUGGCAUCCUUCGUGAUAACACAGGACAAUUCAAAGCUGGCUUUGCUAUACCUGUAUUAAACAUGGCUUCCCCGAAGCAAGUCGAGCUGCAGGCUAUCAAACAAGGAUUACAACUGCUUCAAACUCUUCAAGUUGGCAACACAAUUGUCGAGACUGACUAUCUCCAGGCUACCUGGGAUAUUGCAAACCUGAAUCAUGAAGCUAUUGCUAAUGGGGCUCUUAUUGACGACAUCAAGGUUGCUGUAGAUGCUUUACAUAAUGUCUCUAUUAGUUAUGGGUCAAGGACAGGCAACGCAGUGGCCCAUCGAUUGGCUGGAAUCGUGUAUGAAGCCAACACCAGUAUGUUCUGGUUUGACCAAGUCCUAGAAUGUAUUCUCGAUGUAUUAAACUAUGAUGUAAUUGUGAGCCCCCGGAAAAGUUUAUCAAGCUUAAGUGAAGUAGUUCGAUAA